GCAUGACUAUCAAUGUGUGUCUAAGGAUUUACGAAAGUAAUCCGGAUAUUGCAUUUUGGAUUUUUCUUCUGAUCAAUUGCGACGUCGGCAGUGAAUAAACAAUUAAGCGGUCCUGUACCGACUUACUCGCUCGCAUUUUGUAAAAGCGACCGUGAGGUAUAGGGCGCGAGAUGAGCAUCGAUACACUGUUGGAAGCCGCCAGGUAUUUGGAAUGGCAAGCCCAGCAACAACAGAUUACACGUGAGGAGGAGGAGAAGCGGGAGAAUGCCCUCGCCGCCCGGGAGGCUGAGCAGCAACAGCAGCAGCAGCAGCAGCAGCAUCAGCAGCAGCAGCAGCUGCGGCGGGCGGCCGAGAUGGGUCCGUCGCUGAUGCCCGCGCCCAUGCAGGUGAACCACGUGAGCUGGGGCGUGGAGCCCCAGCGGCUCCACCCGCACCCGCACCAGCACCAGACCCACCUGUCCCCCAUGCAGGCCUCCAUGCCCAUCACCGUCAUCCCCAUCCCCAUGGUGCAGGCCAGCGCCGCGCCCCAGACUCUCCCCACCGCCACAGCCGCCGGCGCGCCCACACACCUGCGCGCGGUGGGCCCCGUGUCGGUGGUGGCCCCCCUCGCCACGGCGCUGUCCCCGCAGCCGGCUCCGCUCCUCGGCAGCUCCUCGUCCACGGCGGCGGCGGCGGCGGUGGCGAUCGGUGCCGCGCCGGGAGGGAAGGAGAGUCCGUCGCCGCCACGCCAACGGCACCUGGUGGCCGCCGUGAAGGCCGAGACCAGCAUCCUGCCCCAGACGGGAACCAGCCCCAAACAACAGCAGCAGCAGCAGCAGCAACAACAACAACAGCAGCAGCAGCUGCCGCCAAACUCCCAGCCGGCCCCUCCUCCUGCCCCGCACGGUCAGCCUGCCCAGCUGCUGCAGCCCUACACCGGCCCCAUCAUCGCCGCUCCCCAGCACGCCCUGCUGCCCCAGCCUACCCUCACGCCGCCGCACGCCCAGCCGGGCCAGAUGACGGUGCGGCCCAACGGCGCCUCCCUGGAGGACAUGAGGGGCCUGGAUGGGAAGAGGAGACCUGGCGGAGCGGGAACAAGGGAAGUGCACAAUAAGUUGGAAAAGAACAGACGAGCACAUCUCAAAGAGUGCUUUGAGACCUUGAAACGGAACGUUCCAAACGUGGACGAAAAGAAGACCUCCAACCUCAGUGUGCUGCGGAGCGCCUUGCGUUACAUCCAGACGCUGAAGCGCAAGGAGAAGGAGUACGAGCACGAGAUGGAGCGGCUGGCGCGCGAGAAGAUCGCCACGCAGCAGCGGCUGGCCGAGCUCAAGAACGAGCUGGGCCAGAGCAUGGACGUGCUGGAGAUCGACCGGCUCCUGCGGCAGACCGUGCAGCCCGAGGACGACCAGGCGUCCACCUCUACUGCCUCAGGUAAAGGAGAGGAGAACUUCGACCAAGACGUGGACAGCGACAUGCCGCUGGCCCCCUCCGCCGCCCUCCCCAAGCCGCCCCACGCGGCUGCCCUCUCCUCUGACCCGCGGCCGGCCAUGGCGCCCGCUCCCCUCCUGCCCGCGCAGCACCUGACCCUUCACCCCCACAAGCUGGCGUCGGCGGCGGCGGCGGCGGCCAUGACGGUCUCGGCGCUGCCCACCGCCGUCACCGUCUCGGUGUCGUCCGUCUCGUCGCCGUCGCCGUCGCAGCCCCAGGCGCUGGUCGCCCCGCAGGCCAUCGCCCCGGCGCCGCUGCCCGCCGCCGUCGUGCCCGUCUCCACCGCCACCCACGUGGUGAUGCCCCAGCAGCCGCACCCGCAGCAGACCACCGUCAUCGCCCGCGCCUCCAUGUCCCACGCCUCGGUCAUCCAGGCGGUCAACCACGUCCUGCCGGCCGGCUCCAAGCACCUGGCGCACAUCGCCCCGUCCGGCGGCGGCCCCGGGCAGGCCGGCCCCGCCGUGGGUCAGCCCAUCGGACACAUCACCGUGCACCCCGUGGCGCACCUCAGCCAGCACCUGCCCGCGCUCUACCCGCAGUCGCUGGCCGUGUCGCAGCCGGCCGUGGUGGGCCACAUCGCCCACGCGCUCACCGCCGCACACCACCCGAGCCACGGGCCCAUCGUCAACGGCGCGGUCCCGGUGACCGGCCCGCAGGCGGCAUCCACGGUGGUGGGCAAGCCCACGGCGGUGAUGGCGCACCACCACCACCCGCAGCUGGUGGGGCAGACCGUGCUCAACCCAGUGACUAUGGUGACCGUGCCUCAGUUUCCCGUCAGUACGCUCAAGCUGGCCUGAAAACGAAUCAACGAACUAACACAGCAAACAGACUGAAUGACUGACAAACAAACAAACAAACAAACAAACAAACAAACAAACAAACAAAAAAAACGAGCGAGCGAGCUGUGUGAGUAAGUGAAUGAGUGAGUGACUGAGAGAGCGAUUGGGUGAUGAGUGGGUGUGGUGUGCAGUGGUGGCCGUGGUGACACUGACAGACCUCUCCGUUGGUGCGAAGCGGCCGACGGCUUCACGAGCCCCAGGUAUGGGAGUCAGACCCGGAAAACGGAACCUGAUCUGGGCCACAUCCAGGCCGGAUCAGGCCCGGACCCAACCCUCUCUAGGAUGCUUCCUCAUAGCUCACGUCCUCCAGUUUUGUUCCUGGCAAAAUGUUUUGAGUGAAACCGUGCGUCUUCAGACUUCCAUGUUCACCUGAUGUUACUGUCCGAGUGAGUAGACGCUGUGGGUCCUAGCUUGUUUAAAAUCUAGACCUUCAACGAUCUCAGUCAUAGUAUGCACUUAGUCAUGGACUUGUAGAGUGGAAAAUGUGUCCCUUUUGGCUUCAUGUCAUGUUUGUGUUUGUUUUACAUGUCGAUUUAUUUGUUGUUAUGUCCUGUGUGUGGGUGUGUGUAUGUGUAUGUGUGUGUGUGUGAUUUUUUAACUGUACCCACAAAGAUGCCCACAAUUCACGUCUCCAAGGCAUAAUCCCCUUCCCCAAACACACACACACACACACACACACACACACAUGCGUGUGCACACACACUGACAAACCCUCUCUGUGAGAGCCCAGUGGUGGCUCCUUGGCAUUACCGGAAUGCCAGGCUUUAAUGUCAAGGCAGCAUCACCGUUGUCAUGGCAGAGCUGGGGAGCUGGAAGUCUGUCUGAAGCUCAAUAAACACUGAACUGCUUUUACCCACAAGUGUCCUCAGCAAAAUACAUUGUCGAUCUGUCCUGCCCUUGACAGUAGUUUUGGUUUUGGCUUACUGGCCAUGGUCCUCAUGAAAUGUUUGUGUCCCAGUGGAAAAGAUACGCAGCGAUCCAUUGAGGAAUGAAUUUCUGAUGUAGACGGGUGUCGUAGAGUCCAUGAUGGAUUGGGCCCGGAUCAGGGCCAGAGCCGGACUCUUGUCUCUGGGAUGCUGAUAUUCAGAGUCUAACCUCAUCUUGGCUGUGUGUAACAAGACAUACACACGCAAACCUGGAUACUGAGAUCCUUAAAGUGCCUCAGAUAGGGAGGAGUAUAGCCCAAGUCUGCCCUCUGGUGUCCACAAAGAGAAACUGAAUGUCCGGGAAACACUAAACAUGUGUCACCAUGGCUUUAGCAAUUAGUAGCCACCGAGCUGCACUAUGUCGAUUUAAUCACAUGCUUCACUUGGAAUUCAUAGGAGAGACCACAACUUUGCAACUUUCAAAUUAGAGCCCAGAGAAUGUUGAACAUGCCCACCUUAGUGCUGUUCAUCUUAUUCACGCUGGCACAAAACCCAGAAUGCUCCUAAGCAGUUGAUGUGGUUGCCAUUGACUACAACAUUAAGUGUGAGUUAAUAACAAGUUAACAAGUCUCUCAUAUUUCACAGUGACUGAUCCUGGUGUACAGUAGUUUUAAUUGUGUGUAUGUACUGUAUGUCUUUUCUCUCUGUUGACGCCUGGUUUAGGUAGUGUGUGCAUCUGGAUGAAGCAGUGAGUUAGAACUGGAUGAUAACAAUGCUGUCAAAGUAUGGAAUGUGUGCAUGUGCACACUCGGUUGCUCAUAGUGUUUAACCUAUUCAUUCUGACUGUGACUGUCGAGUUUACUUUACCAGGGUCGCGUUCCUCGUCUGCAUCCUAGAGACGCGGAGCUUGUUGUGGGUACUUCAGCAACACCAAUCUUACCGUCGAGACCGCUAGCCCUGACAUCAGUCACUAUCUUGUGAUGACACAUAAAGGUGCUGGUUUCUGGUACUUUCAGUGUGUUCUUUUCUUUUUGUUCCUCUAAUCCUUUGUUCUCUGAAGAGGGUGACCUGGGAGUGCUCAUGCCGGCUGAGGAGUGCGCCCUCUCUCGUCGUAGUGGGUGUAGCGGCGCUGAUGUAGCGUGUGUGUGUGUGUGUGUGUGUGUGUGUGUGCGUCGGUGUGGCGUCGUAUCAGGCUCUGGGUUGAACCUUAACACUGUGACACCCCACUUAAGGCCACCCCACCCCACCUCCAUUACUGCAAGGAUGCGUGCGUGUGUGUGUGUGUGUGUGUGUGAGUGUAUAGAAAGACCAUGUUUUCCAUACUCUGUAAAAGAAAGAAAAUGUAAUGUCUGUGAAAUUUAUUUGUGAGGGUUUUUCUUUUUUUUAAUAUGUGUAUGUAUGUAUACAUGUGGGUAUAUGCACGCAUUCACAUAUGUGUAUGUAUAAUUAAGAUUAUACUGUUGCCUGUUUUUUUGCAUGUAGAUUGCAAUUCUUUCCAUUCAGAUAUUGAUUUGUGAUUUGUAUUAAUUUCCUUAUUAUUUUUUCUGGGACCAUGUACUAUGGUAUGAUGUGUGGGGACCUCUAGACCUCAUCCUACAUUGAUAUUAUAUAUAAAAACUGUGCGUUUUUCCCUAUGGAGAAAGUUUAAGUUAUAUAUUGCCUGUACAUUUUGGGCUGCAUUUAGAUCUAAUUGUCCACUAUGUUUAAAAAGAAUAACAAUCAUGAAAGUAACAACAAGAAAACAUAUACUACAUUAAUAAAAAAAGCAAUGAAGAUUCAUAAUAAAUCUU
Molecule: messenger RNA, 4965 nt
Organism: Sardina pilchardus (European sardine)
Lineage: Eukaryota; Metazoa; Chordata; Actinopteri; Clupeiformes; Clupeidae
Gene: mntb
Product: MAX network transcriptional repressor b
Exons: 6
Coding region: 171-2267 (698 amino acids)
Biological process (GO): regulation of transcription by RNA polymerase II
Molecular function (GO): RNA polymerase II cis-regulatory region sequence-specific DNA binding; DNA-binding transcription factor activity, RNA polymerase II-specific; protein dimerization activity
Source: RefSeq, a predicted model, not a curated record